This is a messenger RNA of Triticum turgidum subsp. durum (durum wheat), 1464 nucleotides long. The record is from the annotation of a GenBank genome assembly. Lineage: Eukaryota; Viridiplantae; Streptophyta; Magnoliopsida; Poales; Poaceae.
AUGAAUUUGCUGUCUCAUCUCAAGAGACUCGGAUUUCUAUACCACCACGCUGCCAACACCUUCCUCCUACGAAUUGUUACCACGAUGACACUCCCAGCUGGCGUCCUCAACAAAGUUGCGCCAUGGCUAGCUGCUUCACUUGAGACUCUGCCCCAACUCACUGCCACCUAUCCCAUCCAUCUACUCCUUGCCGUCUUUCUACUGAUUAUCACGGCUACCAUCUACCUUGCACUCCGUCGUAGAACUGUAUACCUUGUUGACUAUGCUUGCUUCCGGCCAAGCUCCAAUUUAAGAGUCACAAAGGCAACCUUCCUCGAGCAUGCACGUCUCUCGCCUUUGUUUGAUGAUUCUACCGUCAACUUCAUUGCUACUAUUCUUGAGCGCUCAAGCAUGAGUGAUCAGACAUGUGCCCCGCCUGCCAUUCACUAUAUAGAGCCAUAUUGCGGGCUUGAUGAAGCACGUGCCGAAGCAGAGUUGGUGGUCUUCUCGGUGAUCGAUGACCUUUUUGCCAAGACGUGCAUCAACCGCGACAUGAUUGGUGCUCUUAUCACCAACUGCAGUACAUUUAGCCCAGUACCAUCCAUCGCCGACAUGAUUGUGAACAGAUACAAGUUGCGAGGUGAUCUGUGUGUCAUCAACCUCUCUGGGAUGGGGUGUUCAGCAUCAGUGACCGCAGUGGGGCUCGCAAGCAACAUGCUGCAAGUGAUGCCUUGGGGGUCACACGUGUUGGUGGUGUCGACGGAGACCAUUGGGCCAUUCUACUAUGCGGGGAAUAAGCGUUCUAUGCAGUUGGUUAACGUCUUGUUCCGCAUAGGUGGUGCUGCCAAGCUGUUGUCGACUUCUAGAUCCAAUGCUCGGUUUCAGCUUGGGCAUUUCACACGAACAGUCACUUCGGCAAACAACGCUGCUUACCGGUGUGUUUAUCAAGAGGAAGAUGACAAGGGCAACCUAGGGAUUGCUCUCUCUAAAGACAUUAUGGAUGUCGCUGGGAACGCACUCAAGGAUAAUAUCAUGACAACCGGGCCUCUUGUCCUACCCGCAUCAGAGCUUCUCAAGUUUUUGUUCUUCUAUGUGGCGAAAAAGGUGCUCCGUAGGUGGAAGAUUAGACCAUACAUCCCCAACUUUUGUGUUGCAUUUGAGCAUUUUUGCAUCCAUGUUGGCGGACCGGCGGUUAUCACCUCGGUACAACUUGGUCUUAAUCUAUCAGACAAGCAUGUUGAGCCAUCAAAGAUGACGCUGCAUCGAUUUGGAAACCAGUCGACUUCAUCGGUGUGGUAUGAGUUAUCAUACAUCGAGGCCAAAGGCCGGAUGAAGAAAGGCAAUAGGGUGUGGAUGAUCGGAUUCGGUGCAGGGUACGAGUGCAACACCGUUGGUUGGGUGUGUAAACAACCAUCUUCACGUAUGGAUGGAGCCUGGGCUAGCUGCAUCCAUCGUUACCCGGUGGAUGUCUCCAAGAGUGGCUAA